This is a messenger RNA of Fomitiporia mediterranea MF3/22, 1172 nucleotides long. RefSeq names its product CRAL/TRIO domain-containing protein. The record is from RefSeq and is a predicted model, not a curated record. The transcript is spliced from 7 exons. NCBI's taxonomy places the organism in Eukaryota, Fungi, Basidiomycota, Agaricomycetes, Hymenochaetales, Hymenochaetaceae. Bases 28 to 1104 code for a protein of 358 amino acids.
UAACCACUACUCGUUCAAUAGAACAGAAUGUCCUCUGAGAAACCUACCGCGAUUCGCACGCAUCCCGAGCUUACGGAAGAACAGGAAGCAGCGUUACAUACCUUUCGACGAGAGCUCCUCGAGGAAGGUGCAAUAACAGAUGAGGGAGAUUCCCUUGGGACGCAGUAUGAUUGGGUCCUUUUACGAUUCUUACGGGCACGAAAAUACAACCUAAAGAAUGCGAAGAUUAUGAUUAAGAAUUGUAUUGAAUGGAGGAAGACUGCGCAGGGUGUUGGUGUUGACCAGCUUUACCGUAACUUGGAUCCAUAUGACUAUCCGGAGAGACAGGAAGUCUUCAAGUAUUGGCCGAUUUGGUAUCAUAAGACAGACAAAAAAGGUCGCCCAAUAAACGUCCAAUCGCUCGGCGGAACAGACGUCGCAGCACUCUACAAAGUGAUGUCUCCCGAAAAAUUCUGGGAGACAAUCCUUGUAACUGCGGAAGGAGCGAUGCGCGAAAUCCUACCUGGUUCGUCGUAUGCUGCAAAACGAGUUGUGGAUAGUAUCCUUGUUAUUGUUGAUCUUAAAGAUUUCGGGUUGGGAAAGUUCUGGCAGAUGAAGAACUUGAUUCGGGAUUCUUUCCAGAUUACACAGGAUUACCUACCUGAAACCAUGGGCAUGCUCGUAAUAAUCAACGCACCAUCAACCUUCACUGCAAUAUGGACAGCCGUAAAACCUUGGCUGGCAAAAGAAACUCAAGAGAAAGUAUGCAUAUUUGGUUCGGACUAUGCACCGUUCCUUCUAGAGGAGAUUGACGCGGAGAAUUUGCCUGAGUCGCUUGGUGGGAAAUGUACGUGUAGUGAAACGGGUGGGUGUCAAUUUAGUAAUGUUGGACCGUGGAUGGAGGGGAGGAAGGAAAGGAGGGAGAAGUGGUUGAGGGGAGAGAGGUCGAGACCUGGAUUGGGCUUGGAGGAUGUAGAAGAGGAGGAGAAAGAGAGGGAGGCGAGAGAGAAGGGGGAGAAGGAGGAAGAGAGAGCUGAAGAGGAGAAAGAGGAGGGAGCAAAGAGGUUGAGCAGCUCGCCUGUUUCUCCCCAUUCUGCAGUGCCGAUGAGCGCGAGCGAGAUUUAAUUUCUGCAACUUUUACUUAGCUAUGCUUUCUUGCUUUGCUUUCUUUUGCAUAGAGAUAUUUCUUGGAC